UCGGCGAGGACGGAAAAAAAUUCGGCGAGCGAAGCGAGUGGACGAGCGCCAAACUGAAGAACUUGUUCGGGCUCGCCGGGAGCCUGUUCGCGGGCUAGCUCCGAAGCGAUGAGACUGAGACUAGCUGCUUUCCAAACACCAGACAGGUCCAUUGACUAUAUUAAAGACCUGCCAUUAAGAUUUUGUUACCAUGGUUCCGUGACUUUCCCUUUCCGAUGUCAUUUCUCCGCAUUUGUACUGAAUGGACUGCGUUUUUAUUAGUUUUUUAUUUAAUUGCUUCGGUUUGCUGUUUCAGACCGUUGCCGACUGUGUUGAACAUUACUACAUGACCAAGCCGUUUUACUUUGACUUUCAUGAGGUAAGUGAGAAUUAGUGGGUCCUAGCACGCUUCAGUUAUAUGGAUUGAAAACAGUCAGAUCAGUCGAGCAUGUGGUGGUGUAGUAGUUUAGUCAUGCUCACCACAGCAAACAGGAUCUUAAGUUCCUCUCAGGGAUUCUUUUGAAUAUUUCUGACAAGAACCCCCAACCUUUUUACAUGGCAGUUUCCCCCGGACCAUUAUACCAUAUUUAUAAAUACCCUCUUGCGCAGUUGUCUUUGCUUUAUUGCUCUCCAAUAUAUUUUUUUAAAUUUUCAAGAAUUUUUCUCUCGACUUAUUGACUUUGUGUUGUGGUUACUCAGUGGAAAGCUCACGAAAAGGCCAAAGACGAGGGUUUGGAGCCUUCAUCCAAGGAGCACGAAGGAACUCAAUCUACAAUUCUGUCUGAACCCCAAGCAAGCUCUGCGGCGCGCGAGCUCCUAGACGAAACAGAAAACGAGGACCUAGAGGAGCCUACGAAGCCUGAAAUAAUAACAAUAGACUGAUACCAUUUCAAUUAUAUAAUCAGCUAAUAAUUCUUACUCUAAGAGGAUCACGAAUAAAAACGCCGAGAAACAUCAUUUUUGCGGACUUUCUUUUUUACUGGUACAGGGGAGGGGAGGGGAGAUAAAUGUGACACCGGAUUACAGCGGAUGAUGCAAUCGAUCCAGCCCAGUCCUUUUCCAUCUAAUGAUGAGUCGCCUUGUUGGUUUCGUCAGGAUAUUUUCGUCAAAGCAGUUAUUACCUUUCAGAACAUCGUGUUUGUCUCGUUAUUUUACGUCCAAAAUGCCGAUAGCAGCUGUCAGAAGUGUAGAGGAAGAAGACUUUUUGACGAUUUCCUUCUCUUAUGAAGGAAAACAACGGAAAAUGCAACGAAGCAAGGGUGAGAUCUUGUCGAAGGCGUUGACGAGGAUAGAGCUUUCUUCAAAGAAGAAAGCGAAAAAGGCGAAGAAGAACGUUGAAUGCAACGAAAAUGGUGAUUCCGAGGAAGGAAAUGCAACUCUUUGGUUUAACGGUGAACUAGUCGACUCAAGCCUUACCAACGAGACUGCCUGGAAAGAUGGGGCGACGUUGGAAAUCGGAGCUGAAACAUUCACCGUAGAAGUAAAUCCACCGACAAUUAAAUCUCUGUUACUCCCUGAUAAUAUCAUGUCAGGAUUUCCUGUGAUGCCUCAUCUUGAGCUGGAAUUUGGUGACAAGCAACACUGUCGCUACAAAUGGUACAAAUCAACUAAUGACAGUGAUGAACAAGCAAGUUCUGUCCCGGCCUCUGCCAAAGAAAUUUUAAACUGGGAGGAAGUUGGAAGCGAGUUUCUAUACACUCCCUCAGUAUUAGAUGUUGGCUGUUACCUUAAACUGAGUUGUGCACCGGGAAAUGCCAAGAGAGUCAGUGAUGUGACGUCGGAAAUGACAAGCUCGUUGACUGUAGCAGCAGGUCCAGGAUUUUGUCCCUUUGAUGCGCGUCAUAUGUACACUAAAAAACAAACUGCUGAUUACAGCGCAUUCAGGGUUGUGUCCUACAACAUUCUCGCCGACAAUUAUGCCAAGGACGAGUUUGCUCAAAAAGUUCUGUUUCCUUAUUGUCCACCAUAUGCCAUGGACAUCAGCUAUCGUCAACAGCUGUUACUUAAGGAAAUUCCUGGCUAUAAUGCUGACCUAAUAUGCCUUCAAGAGUGUGGGUUUAAAUUAUUUGAGAAAAAUUUGCAACCAGCUCUUGAGACUAUGGGUUUUGAAGGUCUUAUGAGAUGUAAAGGUGAAGAAGUACCUGAAGGAGAGGCCACCUUUUUCCGAAAGAGCAAGUUUUCAUUGAUCACCCAGCAUGAUAUCGUUUUAAAAGAAGCUCUCCUUAAUGAUCCUGCUCAAGCAGGGGUUUUACAUCACGUGUCACCAAUACCAAUUUUACUGGAAACUUUGACAAAAAGGAAUACAGUUGUACAAUUGUCAAUUCUCAAAGUCCUUGGUUUUGAGAAGCGGUAUCUCUGUGUAGUUAACACACACCUCUACUACAAACCUACUUAUCCUCAUAUAAGAUUGCUUCAGGCCACCAUUAUUUUGAAUCACAUUCAAAAAGUUUUAUCACAGUUUUGCUCAGGAGACACUGAUAAAGGUGUGAAUGUUCAAGCUGGUGCAGACCAUAUAUCUCCCCAGAUACCUAAUGAUGGAAUGCAAGCUCACCCUCAGGUAGCUAUCUUAUUCUGCGGUGAUUUCAACAGUGGCCCAAGAACUGGCCUGGUUGAACUCCUCACAACAGGCCGUGUUGACUCCACUCAUCGUGACUGGACAUUAUGUGAAGACAAGGAGGAACACUGCACAACUCUGUCCAUCAGCCAUGAUCUGGAUCUUUUCUCUGCCUGUGGUUUUCCAGCAUUCACAAACUACACUGGAGGUUUCAAAGGGACUCUAGACUACAUUUUUGCAGAUAAAACGUAUCUAGAAGUCGAAUCUGUUCUUCCUCUACCUAGUGAAGAUGACCUCUCUUCACAUCUGGCUUUGCCAUCCGUUGUCAUGCCGUCAGAUCAUUUAGCUUUAGUCUGUGAUGUUAAGUGGAAAUUGUGAAUAGAGCCCAUCAAUGUUUUAAUUUACAUUGCAUACAGAUUUUUUAUUACCCUGGUCAGAAUUGGUCAACUCCAGUGUAAAGUAAGCAGAAAAAUUAAUAAUUUACUCUAGUCUGCUCGCCUGCCAGGACAUUUUAAAAUAACAGUAAGAGCUGAUUACUUACAUUUGUACCCUCAGUAAUAGUUGUAAGUGCAUUAAGAUUUUUAACGGGUCAAUAAGAACUUUUCUGAAAUUAUUUGUUAUUAUUAUUGACAAUGUAAAUUUGGCACCUUAUGCAUCAGAAAGAAAAGUAAGUAGUGUGUUGAAUAUAAUUUCUGAGAUCCAGGCUAAAUUCCAACCCUGGUUGUGCUGUAAUGGUCCGUCGUUGCAUCCAGUGGAAGUGCUACUGCUCAUAAUUGCUUCAUGCUACCAAGACCAAAGUUAACCAAUUGCAUUGAUGACGAGCAAAGAUGGCAACAAACCUAACCAUUUCACCCUGACUGUCUGAGUCCUAAACACUCAUUUAUGAUUUGGGAUACCAGCCUGUAGAGAUAUAACCACUCUAUCAACUAUAGCCACUUUAUUUACAUUCUGCAUUGUGAUUAGAACUUUGGUGUUGUUGCAUUAAAGUAACCCAGCAAAACUGAAUAUAUUUGUAAGGUAAUGAUAUCUGUAGAUAUGUAGCCAAAAUGCCAACAACCCAUCUAAACUUAAUGAAGUAAAAAUUGCCACAGUAGUUGUAAAGAUGAAUGUCUUCUCAAGAUAGAAAACCUGCAACAAAUUAGUGAUCAUUGUCAUCUCUCUGUACUUUAUUUUCUUAAUGUCAUGGGAAAGUAUGGAAUAAAAGGAUGACAAACGUUUUUUCAAGCUGUCGUUUUAUUGCAGUCUUUUAUCCUUUCACUCCGCUUACUGUGUCCACCUUCUACAAGAGGUAAUCUUUUUAAAAUAGUGUUUGAGAAUGUUGUAAAUGUACUUCUGUUGCAAUUAAAAGAUGUGUUUGCAUCACUUCA
Molecule: messenger RNA, 3900 nt
Organism: Orbicella faveolata
Lineage: Eukaryota; Metazoa; Cnidaria; Anthozoa; Scleractinia; Merulinidae
Product: 2',5'-phosphodiesterase 12-like
Biological process (GO): nuclear-transcribed mRNA catabolic process, deadenylation-dependent decay
Cellular component (GO): mitochondrion
Molecular function (GO): 3'-5'-RNA exonuclease activity
Source: RefSeq, a predicted model, not a curated record